AUGACCCUUACUUUCGUGGAGCAAAAGACAGACAAGAGAGUACCCAAGGAAACUGGAAAGAAAUCAGAGCACUGUACAAGUCCCUUCUACGGUUUGCUUGGACAAUCUGCACUUAUGAUUCAUGAAGCCAACUUUGCAGAGCUCGUUGUCUCCGCUGUGUGGCUAGCCGAAGGAUCACUUGCAGAUGUCAAAGCCAAGCGCUUCGCCGCGAAGGUUGCAUUGUGCAGUACCAGCAUAUCAAGGCAGAGAACUUCUUUCCCGGUGACAUACACAGCAACGUCUUAG
Messenger RNA from Glarea lozoyensis ATCC 20868, 285 nucleotides. RefSeq lists its product as uncharacterized. The coding region runs from base 1 to 285 and encodes 94 amino acids. The record is from RefSeq and is a predicted model, not a curated record. NCBI's taxonomy places the organism in Eukaryota, Fungi, Ascomycota, Leotiomycetes, Helotiales, Helotiaceae. The transcript has a single exon.